Molecule: messenger RNA, 10295 nt
Organism: Coregonus clupeaformis (lake whitefish)
Lineage: Eukaryota; Metazoa; Chordata; Actinopteri; Salmoniformes; Salmonidae
Product: laminin subunit alpha-3-like
Exons: 70
Coding region: 228-9506 (3092 amino acids)
Biological process (GO): regulation of cell migration; regulation of cell adhesion; regulation of embryonic development
Molecular function (GO): signaling receptor binding
Source: RefSeq, a predicted model, not a curated record
UGUCGAGGGGAAGCACAGAGGUAACAGCAGCAGCAGAGACACAAGUGAAACUUUAACAUCAGCAUACUUGAACCGCACCGCACGCACGAGUGGUUCCAUUGCCAGGCUCAAAAGGACUGGCUUGUUUUAUGCGUUGAGAUUGCGGUAUUAUUUCAUGGGGAUCUAGAUAACUUGAACUGCGAGUUGCAAUUUGACUUCAGCAUCUACAGAGAUUAUUGAGGUGGAACAUGGCGAGCGGGGUGAAGAGAGCUCAUCCCGUUGCUUUAUUAUUUACUUUUACGCUCUUAUUUUGGGGGGACGUUUACGGGCAGGUGUCUUUUAAUGAAAUAACCGGGUUUAGUUUGAGUCCCCCGUACUUCAACCUCGCGGAGGGGUCACGGAUAUCUGCCACCGCAACUUGCGGUGAAGAUGAAGCAGGGAGACCGAGAUCUGAUUUGUACUGUAAACUUGUCGGAGGACCUACCUUUGGACUUCCUAGUCAAACGAUACAGGGACAGUAUUGUGACAGAUGCAACUCCAACGAGCCAAACAAGGCCCACCCGGUGAGCAAUGCCAUCGAUGGCACUGAGCGCUGGUGGCAGAGCCCGCCUCUCUCCCGGGGACCCAUGUACAACGAGGUGAACGUCACUUUGGACCUGGGACAGCUCUUCCAUGUGGCCUAUGUCCUCAUCAAGUUUGCCAACGCCCCUCGGCCUGACCUGUGGGUCCUGGAGCGCUCCCUGGACCAUGGGAAAUCGUAUGCUCCAUGGCAGUACUUUGCUCAUUCUAAAAGGGAGUGCAUUGAGAGGUUUGGCAAAGAACCAAAUGGACGCAUAGUCCGAGAUGACGACCAGAUCUGCACCACAGAGUACUCAAAGAUCGUUCCAUUGGAGAACGGAGAGAUUGUGGUGUCCCUGAUAAACGGUCGCCCGGGCUCCAAGAACUUCACCUAUUCUCCAGUGCUGAGAGAUUUCACCAAGGCCACCAACAUCCGCCUGCGCUUCCUCAGGACCAGCACUCUGUUGGGGCACCUCAUUUCCAAGGCCCAGAGGGACCCCACUGUCACACGCAGGUAUUACUACAGCAUCAAAGACAUCAGUGUCGGGGGACGCUGCGUUUGUCACGGCCACGCGCAGGUGUGUGGAGGGCGUAACCAAGGCAACCCCAAUCGGCUGCAGUGCGAGUGCAAACACAACACCUGUGGUGAGUCAUGUGACCGCUGCUGUCCAGGGUUCAACCAGAAGCCAUGGCGUGCCGCUACGACAGACAGCCCCAACGAGUGCCAACCAUGCCAGUGCCAUUCACAUGCCACAGAGUGUUAUUACGACCCAGAGGUGGAGCAGAGGAGAGCAAGUGUAGACACAUUUGGCAGGUACGACGGCGGAGGAGUGUGCAUCAACUGCCAGCACAACACGGCGGGGGUGAACUGUGAGCUUUGUGCUGAUGGAUUCUACAGACCCCAUGGAUUACCUCCAGAGUCUCACAGCGGAUGCAUACCCUGCAGGUGUGAUGCCAGGACUACUGCUGGUUGUGAGAUGGGGACAGGACGUUGCCACUGCCGGCCAGAAUUCAUCGGAAACAACUGUGAACGCUGUGCAGACGGUUACUAUGGCUACCCGCAGUGUAUUAGAUAUCCAAUCUACCAGCCCACCACCAAAUCUCCCGCAGGCCAUAUAGUAGGGCCCACUGCCUGCCCUGCUGGUUAUUUUGGACCACCCAGCUGUCAACGGUGUGUGUGCGACCGCGGUGGAUCAGUGCUGGAGUUGUGUGAUGCGUCAGGGCGAUGCAUCUGUCGUGAUGGUGUGGAGGGUGAGAGAUGUGACCGCUGUCGACCAGGACACCACUCAUUCCCUAACUGCCAAGAGUGUGUGUGCGACCGCGGUGGUUCGGUGCUGGAGAUGUGUGAUGCAUCAGGGCGCUGCGUGUGUCGUGGAGGGGUGGAGGGCGAGAGAUGUGACCGCUGUCGACCAGGGUACCACUCCUUUCCUAACUGCCAAGUGACAGUGUGCCGCUGUGACGGUGCAGGUGUGACUGACAGGGUCUGUGGGCCCAACGGACAGUGCCGUUGCCGUGUCAACUACUUCGGAAGGCAAUGUGACCAGUGUGCCCCUGGUUACUAUGGAUACCCAGACUGUGCCUCCUGCCAGUGUUUAGGGGAGGGUUCCUAUGACCCCAUGUGUAACCCAGUAUCAGGCCAGUGUCUAUGUCGCCCUGGGGUGGUGGGACAGCAGUGUGACCGUUGUGCCGGGUCAGGCCUCCGCUUCCCCCUGUGUUCAGCCUCCAUCACCCAGUGUAACCCAGCAGGGUCAGAGGUCAGCACAGCAGAUCCACAAAUGGGUUCCUGUGGCUGCCUGCCCAACGUGGAGGGAACACUGUGUGACAUGUGUAAACCUCUCUACUGGAAUCUGGCGACGGAGAACCCCAGCGGCUGUAUAGAGUGUCGCUGUGACGUCAAAGGCACCCUGAGUGGGGUAGGAGAGUGUCAACAGAAAAGUGGCCAGUGUUACUGCAAGCCCAAUGCGUGCAGCCAUGCCUGUGACACAUGCAAGGAGGGCUACUACCUGCUGCAGAAGAGGAACUAUUUUGGCUGUCAAGGCUGCCAGUGUGAUGCGGGGGGGGCCAUAGGCAGAGGGUGUGAUGAGAUAUCUGGACAGUGCCAGUGUCGGAAGAACGUAGUGGGCCGCACCUGCACUGAGCCAGCACCUAACUACUACUUCCCCAGCCUGCACCACCUGAGGUAUGAGGUGGAGGAUGGCAUCACCCCCAACGCCAGGCCCGUACGCUUUGGCUACGACCCCCAGGAGUUCCCAGGAUUCAGCUGGAGAGGUUACGCCAUCAUGUCCCCAGCGCAGAGUGAAGUGAGAGUAACAGUGCAUGUGGACGAGGCAAGGCGAUCCUUGUUCCGACUUGUCCUGCGGUACGCUAAUCCCAGCAGCCAGGACAGUGUGACUGGUAGUGUAACAGCUACCUAUGCCCGAGGUGGCCAAGGGUCAGGUCAGAGUAAAGAGGUGGUGUUUCCUUAUAGCUCCUCCCCUGCCUACCUCACAGUCCCUGGGGACGGCUUCGCUGAGCCCUUCACACUGACCCCUGGGAAAUGGAUCAUACGCAUCCGGGCAGAGGGCCUUCUACUGGACUACUUGGUGCUGCUGCCCAGUGAUUACUACGAGGCUCCCCUCCUCCAGGAGAAGAUCACCCAGCCCUGCACGUACACAUUCACCGCAGACAGAGACACAAACUGUCUGCUGUAUAAGCACGUGGCGAUGAACAGGUUCAGCUCUGUGCUGGGCUCUCAGGGCCAGUUCUCCAGCCAGAGGAGACGCAGGAGGAGACAGGCCCGCGUCCGCCGGCCAACUCCAGACCACCCCGAGAUGGCCUCUCUCACCAGGAGACAGGCCCAGUUACAGCUGAGCCUGCGUGUGUCUCGACCCGGUCCCUACAUCCUGUUCCUGGAAUAUGCCAGCGAGGUAGACAUGAUCCAGAACGUCAACCUCAUCAUUACUGGCCAAUCAGAGAGCCAUAUCCAGGCCAGAGCCAACAUCUACAGCUGCCAAUACAGCUUCCUUUGUCGGAGUGUGGCGGUUGACGGAACUAAUCGUGUUGCAGUGUUCCAGCUUACCCACAAGGCUGUGCUUCUUCUCCAGACCUCCACAGCAUCAAUGCUGCUGUAUAAAGUGUAUGCAGUGCCUGCGGAGGAGUUCUCCAUGGAGUAUCUGGACCCCAAGGUGCUCUGUGUCUCUGUCCAUGGGCGCUUCACUGAGGACCGUCAGUACUGUGUUCCGAGCCAGUACGACAGGCCCUCCUCAGCGCUGGUUCUGGACGCAGCUCGGGACGGGCACCCCUCCUCCCCCCGGCUCGUCCCCCAGCAGAGGGAGAGUGAGGAGUGGAGACGAAGACGACAGUCAGGGGCUGGGGGCUUCCCUUUCCCUGGAGCCCAGAGUGAAGGGGUACUACUCAAAUCUCCCCAGACAGAGAUCCGUUUCAGUGCCAGGGUGCCAACUCCUGGCAGGUAUGUGUUUGUGGUCCACUACUGUCAACCUGAACACACCACCUUCCCUGUGGAGGUACAGGUGGAUGCCGGACGCACCUGGGCCGGCUCUGUGAAUGCCUCUUUCUGCCCGGGCGUCUCCUGCUGCAGGGAGGUGGUCAUCGCUGAGAGGCGCAUCGCUCUGGACCUUCCCCAGCAAGACAUGGCCAUCUCUCUCAAGGUUCCACCCGGGAAGACCCUCACUCUGGAUUAUAUCUUGGUGGUUCCUGACGAUAGUUACACCCCUGAUCUCCUGAAAGAGAAGCCGUUUGAUAAGUCAUCUGAUUUCACCAGGCAGUGUGGAGGACAAAGCUUUUAUAUAGACCCCAGAACGUCCUCCCAGUUCUGCAGAGACUCGGCCCGCUCCCUGGUAGCAGCCUAUAGUGACGGGGCCCUGCCCUGCUACUGUGACAAGUCAGGGGCCACGGGGCCCACCUGUAACCCUGUAGGGGGCCAGUGUCCCUGUAGGCCCCAUGUCAUCGGUCGGCAGUGUACACGAUGUGCCACAGGAUACUAUGGCUUCCCCUACUGCAGACCGUGUGAGUGUGGCCAGCGGCUGUGCCACGAGGUGACAGGUCAGUGUAUCUGCCCGCCCCAGACAGUGAAGCCAGCCUGUGACGUGUGUGAGAGCCAGACGUUCAGCUACCACCCGCUAGUGGGCUGUGAUGGCUGUGACUGCUCGCCCAACGGAGUCAGGCCCAACGCAGGAAGAGACUGUGACCAUGACACGGGACAGUGCACGUGUAAGCCCAGGAUCGGGGGGCGGCAGUGUGACCAGUGUGCUGCAGGGUUCUACAGGUUCCCAGAGUGUGUCCCAUGUAACUGUAACCAGGGAGGGGUCACACCAGAUGUAUGUCACCCAGACACAGGACAGUGCCUCUGCAAGAGGAACGUGCAGGGUGUCCGCUGUGAUGCCUGUAGAGACGGGUCCUUCCACUUUGACCCCUCCCACCCCAGAGGCUGCAUCAGCUGUUUCUGCUUUGGAGCCACCAACCAGUGCCAGAGCUCUGGCAAACGCAGGGGGAAGUUUAUGGACAUGCUUGGCUGGCGUCUGGAGAGGGCUGAUCAGGAGGAGGUGGCAUCAGUCCUCAACCCGUCCAGUAACACUGUGGUAGCAGACGUACAGGAGCUGCCUGGCACUACCCAGCUCCUCCACUGGGUAGCGCCACCAUCCUACCUGGGAGACCGGGUGUCGUCCUAUGGGGGCUACCUCACCUACCAGGCUAAAUCUUUUGGGAUUCCCAGUGAGGGGAUGUCGCUGAUGCACCGCAGACCUGAUGUCCUGCUUAGUGGCCAGGAGAUGACCCUGGUGCACAUGGCCCCACAGACCCCUAAUCCUGACAGACUCCACCAGGGAAGAGUCCAGCUAGUGGAGGGGAAUUGGCGUCACGCCGGCACCAACCGUCCUGUGUCCAGAGAGGAUCUGAUGGCAGUCCUGGCAGGGAUGGUGGGUCUGAGGGUGCGGGCCCUCUACUUCACCCAGAGCCAGAGACUCAGCCUGGGGGAGGUGGGCCUGGAGGAGGCCACAGACAUGGGGGCCGGGGGCCCUGCCAGCACCGUGGAAGAGUGUGCCUGUUCCUCUCUCUACAGAGGAGACUCCUGCCAGAAAUGUGCUCGUGGUUACUAUAGAGACGGCAGUGGGCCCUACCUGGGUCGCUGUGUGCCCUGCUUCUGUAACAGCCUCGCCAACGAGUGUGACGACAGGACUGGGAGGUGCCUGAACUGCCAAUACAACACAGCCGGGGACAGGUGUGAGCGCUGCAAAGAGGGUUACUAUGGAGACGCUGCCCAGAGAUCAUGCCGGGUGUGCCCGUGCCCCUUUAGUGUGCCAGCUAACAGUUUUGCGGUGGGUUGCAGAGAGGUUGCUGGAGGGUUCCAGUGUGUUUGCCGACCAGGCUACACAGGAGACCGUUGUGAACGAUGUGCCUCUGGUUACUAUGGUGAUCCAUUGACAGCCGGAGGAAGCUGUAGGCCUUGUGAUUGUAGCGGUAACGGAAACAGCUGUGACUCCAGGACUGGUGUGUGCAAGAAUACUUUGGAGCCAGGGGACACCAACACAGAUGAGCAGUGUCAAGAGUGUGAUGAAUGUGCCCUGACCUUACUAAAUGAUCUGGGGCGUCUGGAUGAGGAGCUGGGCAGGAUUAAGACUCAGCUGGAUAACGCCAGUAUCUCCGCCUCCUCUCAGGACCGACUCAAAAUGCUGGAGAAAGCCAUCACAGAGACAAAGACUCUGGUGAACAAGUUCAGUUCCAGUGUGAACAGUCAGAAGCCCAAGGUUAGCCAGCUGGAGCAGGACAGUCUCAGUGUCAACGAGGAUAUCAGCACUCUCAAAGAAAAGGCAGAUGACAGGGCUGUGGAUGCCCAGAAAGUGCUGGAUGAUGUGGGUAAGACCCAUCGGAGAGCUAAAGACCUGGACACUGAGGCUAAGAACCUGCUCGAGAAGAUCCUGGUCAUGCUGCAGCAGCUGAAAGAGUCUGGUUCCAGUGGUGAUGUGGUGCCCAGUGAAAAACUGGCUAAGAUGUUAUCCGAGGCUGAACGCAUGGUGAAAGAGAUGGAGAAGAGAAACUUCAACCCCCAGAAAGACGCAGCCGAGAAAGAAAAAGAUGAGGCCCAGAAACUGCUGGACUACAUCAAGGCUAAUGUGACCAAGCAGUAUGAUCAGAAUGAGGCAGCAGCCAAGAGGGUGAAGGGUCUUCUGAAGGACUAUGAAGCUAAACUGAAGGACCUGGAAGAGGCUCUGAAACAGGCUGGGGACAUGGUGAAGAAAGCCAACUCUCAGAACGGACUCAACUCAGAGGCACUGAAAGACAUACUGAAACGUAUGGAGGACCUGAAGAAAGAGCGUAAGAAGGUCCAGGACCAGAUAGCCAUGGCAGAAGAUCAGCUGAAGAAUACAGAGGACCUCCUGAGAAUGCUGAAUGACAGCAAGACUGAGUAUGAACAGCUAGCUGCCCAACUGGACGGGGCCAGGACUGACCUCACUAAGAAGGUCAACACCAUCUCCCAGGCCGCGGCCAAGGAGGACAUUGUGGUGCGAGCAGAGAAACACGCUGAGAACCUGGCCAAGCUGGCCAAGGAAUUACAGGAUGCUGUAAGGGACUCGAGUGGCCGCUCUGAUGUGCGUGAUGCCAUAGACGCCAUUGAGGCCUACAAGAACAUCACAGAUGCAGUCAAUGCUGCAGAGAAGGCAGCCAAGGAGGCCAAGGAUGCAGCUGACAAGGCCCUAAAGGAUGUGAAGAAAGAGGACCUGACACAGAGAGCUAAGAAUCUGAGAGAAAGCGGGAAUGACCUACUGACAGAAGCCAAGGAUGCAGAAAAAGAUCUCAAAGAGGCCUCUGAUGACCUCACAGCCCAGAAGAAGCGCCUGAAUGACGCAGAGAAUAAGAAGAAAGCAUUGGAGAAGGACCUGCUGGAUGACCUGGCAAAGCUGAACAACAUCCAGAGAGAUGAUAUAGGAUACAUGCUAGAUCAGGCGAAAAGGAAGGCAGCGUCCGCCAAUGACACGGCCAGCACCACCAUGGACAGACUGAACGCCAUCAGAGAGGAAGUGGAUAAGAUCAACGUCAUGCCCUCUGACUCCAACCUCGGCAGCAUCAUGGACGAUGUGGACAAAUCAGUGAAGAAUCUGUUGAAAACCAUCCCGUCUCUGCAGGAUAAGAUCUUGGAGGUGGAGGAUCUCAGCUCUCAGCUCUCCCCUGUCACCAAUGUCUCUGAUAACAUCAAGAGGAUCAAGGAGCUCAUUGAGCAGGCUAGAGACGCAGCCAAUAGGAUUGUGGUCCCUAUGAAGUUCAGUGGGGAGGGCCACGUGGAGCUGCGUCCCCCUAGUGAUAUGGAAGACCUGAAGGCAUACACGGCCCUGUCCCUGUCCCUGCAGAGACCAGAGAUCCCCAUCAACAGAGGGGACGGAACACGCAGACGCAGACAGGCCACCACGACCACAGACACGGGAGACAUGUUCGUACUCUACCUCGGCAACCAAGACUCGUCUAAAAACUACAUCGGCAUGGCCCUGAGGAAGAAUGUGCUGUUCUGUGUGUACAAUCUGGAUGGAGAAGAGUAUGAGAUCAAGACAGACUACAUCACUAGGUCUCCCUCUGAGCCUUCCUUCUUUGACAAGGUGGACCUGCGCAGAAUUUACCAAGACGCAGAGGUGAACCUCACAAAGCUGUUCACAUCCAACCAGCCGGACCCACCUCAGACCAGCAGGAAGCAGGGAGAGGUGACCAGGAACCUUCUAAACCUGGACCCUAGUGACAUGGUCUUCUAUGUCGGGGGCUACCCCUCCAACUUCACUCCUCCAGCCUCCCUCAACUACCCCAACUAUAAGGGAUGCAUCGAGCUGUCCACCUUCAAUGACAGAUUCAUCAGUCUGUACAACUUUAAGAAUGCUGUCAAGAUCAACCUGGAGACACCAUGCAAGAGGUAUAUCCAACCAGUGGUGUUUGACUACUUUGAGGGGACUGGUUAUGCCAAGGUGUCCACCGUAGGUGCUACAACGUCCACCCUACUCCUGGGCCAGACCAUCUCCACUCGCUCAGAGAAUGGGCUUCUCAGCUACAUUGGAAAUGAGGACAUCUACUACAGUGUGACGUUUGAGAGAGGCUACGUUGUCAUCCAUAGUAACCUGCUCAGUGAACCAGUACAAAGCGCUACCAAAGUCUUCCCAGUGAAUGCAGAUUCAGCAGAAGUGUUGAUCAUCAUCGAGUCCAAAGGACUCCAAGAGAUGAAGAUCCGUGUAGCAGGCGUUGAGGUGGUCAAGGCUAAAGUCCAGUACACCCCUGGAGACUUCACAGACUACUACAUCGGUGGCCUACCACAAGCCCUGAGAGAAAGACACAACAUCACCACCCAGCCACUGAAGGCCUGCAUGAACAACAUCAAGUUCAGCAGCAAGAACCCCACUUUCCAGGAAAAAGUGGGCAUCAGCCGGGGCUGUCCCACGGACUUCCUGGCAUCUCGUAAAGCAGAGUUUAACGUGGGCAGUUCUCUGUCAGCUGCUCUUAAAGGCUUCAGCCUGGCAAAUGAUGUCACAGUCUCACUGGGAUUCAAGAGCUCUGAGAAAGAUGGGCUCCUACUGCAGAACACUGAGUCGAGCAUUGGCGCCAUCGAACUUGCCUUGGUCAACGGCUAUGUGGUUCUGACGUUCAAAGACAAAGUUUUGAGAUCUUUUAAAUCUAGCAAGCAGUACCAGGACGGCAAAUGGCAUUACCUGACUGCCACCAGAAGAGAGGCUUCUCAAAGUAUCGAGCUGUGGAUAGAUGAGGAGGAUGUGGGAGGGCAGAUAAUUUCAGACUCCUUCGUGUCAAAGCCAGACUCUCUGUUCCUGGGGAAAGACACCUUCAAAGGCUGCCUCUCCAACCUCUACUUGAGAAGGCCUAACGUUCUGUACAGAGCAGAGGACCUGAGUCAGUUCAGCUCUACAGGAGAUGUGCUGCUGGAUAUGUGUAGCGCUGACAGACCUCCACAACUGAUGCUCGACCGCAACACCUCCAGGAAGAGAUGAAGAGAAUGAAGAGCUGCCGACUAUUGAGGACAAAUUGAUAUUGACAUGAGCGAUAUUAGCAUCUCACACAUUGUUUGCACAAGCCCAUUGCUAUUGUACGUGACUGAUAAACACAUUACUGCAUGGACAUCCACAUCAUCAUGACUACUAUUAUUAAAUACAAACUAUUAACUAUUAAAAAUGUUUAUUUUAUAAGCAUUGUUUCACUUUUGAUUUGUACACUGUUCUAUCUUAAGCAUGUUUCACGACAAUAAACCACUUUUCUGACCAGUGAUUCACAAGCAACUAUUAACCCACUCAUUAACUAUCAUCAUCAGUCCAUCAAUCCAUCUGGUUACAGCCAGCCUGAUGUUAAGUCAUUUCCUUGCCCUCACUCCCUCUCUGCUUUCCCUAUUCACAAUGACUAGGACCAAUGAACUAAUGAAUGAUCAAUAGUCUAUACUGAAAUACCAGAACGAUCAUAAUAUGAUAAUAUUAUUAUACUAUGGAAUGACUGAGGGCGUAGAAUUGGAACGUUGCACUAGGUAUUAAUAAUAAUAGUUACGGCCUGUGAAUACCUGAAGUGUAUACUGGAACAUUACACAGGGAAUCUCUGAGUAUUGGAUAAAGCAGUGCAUCAUUGUUAUGCAUAAGCAGUGUUGGAGUUUGUGUGCAUCAUCGUCAUGCAUCUCUUACUGUAUGCUCUCUCAAGCAUUUGUACCUGAGGACAACCUUGGCCUGCAUCCAUCCAAAUCAUUUGAUCUACUGUGACCUCCUAAGCCUCCUACAAUAAAUCAACCACGAAAUGCA